Messenger RNA from Daldinia decipiens, 793 nucleotides. RefSeq lists its product as uncharacterized. Gene Ontology annotation, biological process: mitochondrial respiratory chain complex III assembly. NCBI's taxonomy places the organism in Eukaryota, Fungi, Ascomycota, Sordariomycetes, Xylariales, Hypoxylaceae. Gene Ontology annotation, molecular function: ribosome binding. Bases 343 to 690 code for a protein of 115 amino acids. The record is from RefSeq and is a predicted model, not a curated record. The transcript is spliced from 3 exons. Gene Ontology annotation, cellular component: mitochondrion; Cbp3p-Cbp6 complex.
GGUAAUUUUAGAGAAUUAAACUAUUAUUGGAGGCCUGCGGCCGGAGGUUAUUCUAUUCCCAUUUAGGACUAACCCUUAUUACGGUAAUCGAUACGAAAUCUUGAACUAGUGUUGUACAUACAUCAUACCUAACCUACUAUUGUUCCUUAUCGAUAACACCGGUAAGCUCUUUGAUUCGUUCCGUCAUUGAUUAUCAUCAAAUUUCUAUGGCUUGACGACGUAAAGUUGUCGAUGCGCUAAGAGACAUCACAUCGUGUAGCGAAGCAUUCUCAACCGAAUGCGCAAUAUCAACUACUAGGAGGGGUAUGUAAUCAGCAACCCUACUCAUUGCGCCGAACAAUAAUGUCUCGUCAAGCAAUUAGCGCUCAGCGCCACGUUCUACGGGCUCUCACCCAGUGGCCCAAAGAUACUCUACGACCUCAGAUCCAAUUCCAGGACGUGCUGCGUAAACGAUUUGAAGGAGGUUCCUCUGGUCUACCUGAGCAAGACCAGCUAAGACAAGCCAAUGCGCUCUACUCACUUCUCGAUAAUCGGUAUAAGAAAAUGUACCCCAUCACAGGCUCUCUAUUGCGCCCUAGGAGUAAGCCGACAUAUUUUACAGACUUGGUAAAGGAGCUUGAGGAAGCACCGACUCGAUCCUACUUAGACAGGUUAUGGUUGCGGGUGAAGGGCAUUGUAAGAAUACAAUAACGAUGCCAAGGGGAUCUUGUAAAUCAGCAAAGAAUUAUACGUACCAUAUAGAAGAGCGAACAAGUCAAUACUACCCAAUGUCACGAACAUUGUACACUCUUGC